Messenger RNA from Diabrotica virgifera virgifera (western corn rootworm), 686 nucleotides. RefSeq lists its product as uncharacterized. NCBI's taxonomy places the organism in Eukaryota, Metazoa, Arthropoda, Insecta, Coleoptera, Chrysomelidae. The record is from RefSeq and is a predicted model, not a curated record. The transcript is spliced from 2 exons. Bases 83 to 556 code for a protein of 157 amino acids.
AACAAUAUUGCCUUAUAAAUAAGUACCCUGCUCUGGUAAGAUCAUCAUUCCUGUUCAGAACAACUAAAGACCAGCGUCAGCAAUGAAAUACUUUUACUUGACAUACGUCUUGAUCUCUUACUUCUACUAUAUAAAUGCCGAAGAGUCUCCAAGUCUAGCAGCUCUUGCACCAAAAUGUGAAUGCGGGGACAUCCUUGACAAGAUUCUGUGCCAAUUGACAGAAAACUCUAAAGAAAUUCUCACACUCAAUGUAAAACUAGUGUCAAUUAGAAAAGAAUCAACAGAACUUCAAAACAACGUAGCUGAGAACACGUGUCUGGUUAACUCGAUCGAAACAGACGUCACAGUCAUUGAACAACAACAGAACCAAACUGUGACCGUUAUCAAUAACCAUACAGCUAUCAUCGUCGACAUUGAGACAAAACUAGAAGUCAUCAUCCAGGAACAAAAUGUACUCGAGACCAAUAUCGAGGCAAACAGUUGCACACUUGCCGAUAUUAAGAAGACCUUAUUAGGAUUGCAACUUUGCCAGUGCUCAUGUCUUAGUUGUUCAUAAUGAUGCGAUUUGUAAUUAAAUUUUAUAAUUACGAACAUUUUUUUAUUAAAACGAACAGAAACUGGUCAAAAUGUUCCAUCUAAAAAUGUACUAGAUCUCUAUAACCACAAUAAAAACAUUCUACAUGCAA